AUAAUCCCUUUAGGUGCAUUGUGUAAGACAAAAUGAAAGUUGCAGCAAGAUUAUGCAAUUUGUUGUUCACCACCAUCUCUUUCCUUUUACUCUUCUCAGGUCUUGCCGUUGAUGUUGAUUCUAAGGAUUAUGAUUAUUUUGCUACUACUAAGUGUAUAACAGAACCUCAUAAAGCACAAUAUGGAGGGGGCAUUAUAGUAAAUCCAGAAUUUGAUCACAACAUACAGAGUUGGACAGUGUUUGGAAAUGCAACAAUAGAGAAAGGUUUAUCAAAUAAAGGAAAUAGUUUCAUUGUUGCUAGCAACAGAACACAAACAUUGGAUAGUUUUUCACAAAAGGUUCAACUCAAAAAAGAAUUGAUAUACAUGUUUUCAGGUUGGUUUCAGCUGAGUGAAGGAAGAGACCUAGUUUCUGUUGUGUUUAAAAUAAAUGGAAGUGAAUUGGUAUAUGGUGGCCAUGUGACAGCAAACAAUGGAUGCUGGUCUCUUCUAAAAGGCGGUAUAGUCGCAAACUUCUCAAGCUCCGCCGAGAUUCUUUUCGAGAGCAAUAAUCCGAAUGUGGAAAUAUGGGCCGAUAGCAUCUCAUUGCAACCAUUUACUAAAGAAGAAUGGAGAUCACACCAAGACAACAACAUCGAAAGGGUACGUAAGAGUAGGGUUAGAUUUCAUGUAAGUAAUGAAAAUGAAACAGCAUUGGAAGGAGCAAAAGUUGUUGUAAAACAAACAAAAGCAAAUUUUCCAUUUGGAUGUGGGAUGAACUAUCACAUUCUCACAAACCGCGACUACCAGGAAUGGUUUGCGUCAAGGUUCAAAUACACAACUUUUACCAAUCAAAUGAAAUGGUAUAGUACGGAGAUAAUUCGAGGCCAAGAAAACUAUACCAUACCAGAUGCAAUGAUGGAAUUCACUAAAGAAAAUGGAAUUUCUGUGAGAGGUCAUAAUAUAUUUUGGGAAGAUGAAAAAUAUCAACCUGGAUGGGUGAAGUCGUUAACGCCAGACGAGUUAAGAGAAGCCGCGGCAAAAAGAAUAAAAUCUGUUGUUACAAGAUAUAAAGGAGAGUUGAUUGCAUGGGAUGUGAUGAAUGAGAAUGUUCAUUUUCAUUUUUACGAGGAUAAACUCGGUGAGAAUGCAUCUGAAGUAUACUACUUAAGAGCUUUCGAGCUUGAUCCAACAACAACAUUGUUUAUGAAUGAGUAUAACACAAUCGAGUAUAGCGGUGACAAGGUUGCUAGUCCAGCAAAUUAUUUCAAAAAACUUGAAGAGAUUCUGCAAUCUCCAGAGGCUUCGAAAAUGCCAUUUGCAAUUGGAUUGCAAUGCCAUUUUGCAAGUGGCAGACCGAAUCUCGCUUACAUGAGAUCAGGUCUAGAUUUUCUUGGUCAAACUGGAUUUCCUAUAUGGCUCACAGAAACCAGUGUGGAUCCUCAACCAGAACAGGCAGAAUAUUUUGAAGAGAUAUUAAGAGAAGGUUACUCUCAUCCAGCAGUUGAAGGGAUAAUAAUGUUUGCUGGUCCAGCACAAGCUGGUUUCAACUCUACACUUCUUGCUGAUGCAAAUUUUCAAACAACUCCAACUGGAAAAGUUGUGGACAAGUUGAUCAGUGAGUGGGGAAUUGGACCUUAUACAACAAUAACAGAUGGUAGAGGAAUUGUAGAUAUUUCCUUGCAUCAUGGAGAUUAUGAUGUAACUGUCACUCAUCCAUUAACACAACAGUCUGAAAAAUUAAAUAUAAGUGUUAGGAAAGAAUUUUCACAUAAAAACAUCCAUGUGAAAAUGCAUGCCUAAAUGCAAUAAUAUUAGUAUUGGUCUGCCUUCUAGCUUCUCAUGUGAGACAAAGAUCAUUUAUGUAAUAAGUGGUUUGCAGUUGCAACAUCCUUGUCCUUUUUUCGGUCGGUAGACGAACUUAUAAUAACCACUGUAAAUUCAUACACACAAUUCAGAAUAUCGGUGCUUGAACCUUGGUGAUGACGUCCAACCUAAUAAUAUUGGCUUAUAGAAGCUAUGAUUUGUGGACCAAUGUCCUUGUCCUGUAUUUGAUCAUAGGUUUUUUUUUUCAUUUCACUCAACUAAGCAUUCGUUUGGACGUACGAUGGAAGUGAUAUUUUUUCAUCCCAAUCCUCUCACAUUGUGAUAUUUAAAAAAUGUCCUACAUUUCUUUGGUGUAAUUUUAACUUUAAAAUCAAUUCAA
Messenger RNA from Vicia villosa (hairy vetch), 2184 nucleotides. RefSeq names its product endo-1,4-beta-xylanase 5-like. NCBI's taxonomy places the organism in Eukaryota, Viridiplantae, Streptophyta, Magnoliopsida, Fabales, Fabaceae. The transcript has 6 exons. The record is from RefSeq and is a predicted model, not a curated record. Gene Ontology annotation, biological process: carbohydrate metabolic process. Gene Ontology annotation, molecular function: hydrolase activity, hydrolyzing O-glycosyl compounds. The coding region runs from base 33 to 1781 and encodes 582 amino acids.